AUGGGAAAAGAUAAUGUGGUUGCCUGGACUCUCAUUUUCUUAUGCCUGGGCCUCUUUUGUUAUGUAGUUGUUGAAGCUAAAAGGGAGGGGAGGUUUUUGAGUGAUGGAAGUCAUGGUCUGGGCAAUGGGUACCAAAAUAAGUAUCAUGAAGAGGCUGGACAUGGUGGCAUUGGGGCCGGUGCUUAUGGAGGAGGCUCUGGAGGUGGUGGUGGAGGUGGUUCUGGUUCUGGCUCUGGCUAUGGUGGUGUUGGGAGUGGAUAUGGAUCAGGUUCGGGUGGUGGUUCAGGUUUUGGCUCUGGGGGCAUGAAUGGAGGAGAAGAGGGAGGAAAUGGUGGUGGUGGUGGUAAUCAUGGGUCAGGUGAUGGCACUGGCGGUGGUUAUGGUAGUGGAGGUGGUGGUGGCUCUGGAGGGGGAGGUGGCUCUGGCUAUGGCCCUGGUACGGGCCAAGGUGGUGGAUAUGGUUCAGGUGGUGGAAAUGGAGGUGGAUUUGGCAGCGGAUGGAAUGGUGGAGGCUACUGUUCUGGUGGUGGAGGGGGUGGUGGCUCUGGUUCUGGGUCUGGUUGGGAUGGUAAUGGUAGACAUGGAUAUGGCUCAGGGUCAGGGUCAGGGUAUGGUGGUGGUAUUGGUGGAGGGUCAGGCGGUGGGGGCGGUGGAGGGUCAGGUGGUGGGGGCGGCGGAGGUUCAGGAGGUGGUGGUGAAGCACAUGGUGGUCAUGAGGGGGGUUAUGGUUCUGGUUCUGGGUCUGGAUAUGGGUCUGGGGAGGGUCAUGGAGGCAGCUCCUAUGCAGCUCCAGGCAAAAAUUACUGA
Molecule: messenger RNA, 807 nt
Organism: Vitis vinifera (wine grape)
Lineage: Eukaryota; Viridiplantae; Streptophyta; Magnoliopsida; Vitales; Vitaceae
Product: glycine-rich cell wall structural protein 2
Exons: 1
Coding region: 1-807 (268 amino acids)
Source: RefSeq, a predicted model, not a curated record